This is a messenger RNA of Trichosurus vulpecula (common brushtail), 837 nucleotides long. RefSeq names its product C1q and TNF related 6 (gene C1QTNF6). Gene Ontology annotation, molecular function: protein binding. The transcript is spliced from 3 exons. Bases 61 to 837 code for a protein of 258 amino acids. Lineage: Eukaryota; Metazoa; Chordata; Mammalia; Diprotodontia; Phalangeridae. The record is from RefSeq and is a predicted model, not a curated record.
CAGAGGCAACCAGCAGCCCUGAGCCUGACUAAGCCGCUCAGCUUGGCCUUCUUGGUCACCAUGGCAACAGCCUCUCUGACUCCCCGAUGGGCCGCCCUCCUGAUCCCACUCUUGGUGCUCGGGGUACCCACUGAGGAGCCUGCACCUGAGAUACCUUCCCCAGCCCCAGGGGGCUGCCAGCAAUGCUGCCAAGGAUCAGAGUCCCUAGACCCUUCAGGGGCCAGUCCAUCUGCUGUCCCCUACGUGCUGCCUGAGGUGAGACCCUACAUCAACAUUACCAUCCUGAAGGGAGAUAAGGGGGACCGGGGUCCCUUUGGGAUGCCAGGGAAGAUGGGCAAGGAAGGUUCCCGCGGGGAACGAGGCCCUCAGGGCCCCAAAGGGGCCAAAGGCCAGGCGGGCAGCCCAGGGGAGCCGUGCCAGGCGCAGUACUCGGCCUUCUCUGUGGGCCGCAAGAAGGCCCUGCACAGCACUGAGGACUAUCAGCCCCUGCUCUUUGACACGGUCUUCGUGAACCUGGACGGCCGAUUCGACAUGUUCUCCGGCCACUUCUCGGCCCCUGUCGCCGGCAUCUACUACUUCAGCCUCAAUGUCCACACCUGGAAUUUCAAGGAGACCUACCUGCACCUGAUGCGCAACGAGGAGCCCACCGUCAUCCUGUACGCGCAGCCCAGCGACCGCAGCAUCAUGCAGAGCCAGAGCGUCCUGCUGCAGAUGGCCUCCGGUGACCGUGCCUGGGUGCGCCUCUUUAAGCACCAGCGAGAGAAUGCCAUCUACAGUGAUGAGGUGGACACCUACAUCACCUUCAGCGGCCACCUCAUCAAGCCAGGGGAUGAGUGA